Molecule: messenger RNA, 4921 nt
Organism: Pangasianodon hypophthalmus (striped catfish)
Lineage: Eukaryota; Metazoa; Chordata; Actinopteri; Siluriformes; Pangasiidae
Gene: supt3h
Product: SPT3 homolog, SAGA and STAGA complex component
Exons: 12
Coding region: 1768-3228 (486 amino acids)
Biological process (GO): transcription by RNA polymerase II
Molecular function (GO): transcription coactivator activity; protein heterodimerization activity
Source: RefSeq, a predicted model, not a curated record
AGCGUUUGGGUUGAGAGGCAUACAUUCGUGUUGCUUGGGAACUUCUUGCACAUUCAUAACCUGACUGUUUUAGACCUCAUGCAUGUUUGUGUGCACAUGAACCUCAGCAUAAUAAUACUAAUGCACAAGUCUUCUUUCCAGUGUUAGCGUUUAUAAGCAUGCACAUUCCCACGCAUGCUGGUGUGUUUGUGCUCUUCACACUUCAGAGGCUAGCUGAGCUUACAGUAUGCUUUCAACUUUUAGGACUUGGCAUCAGGAACAAAGUGAGUUACUGCAGAAGAAUAAGAAGCAAACUGCCUUUUAACUUUCUCGUUACACAUUUGUGAUUGUUUCACACUAGUUCCAUCUGCAGGCUAGACAGAAAACAAAAAAAGGCCAUCACAGUCUGGUGUUUGAAGCCCCUGAGAAAUCCUCAUCUCUGCUCUUCACUGAUGCUGGAGUCAAGUUAAUGCCUGUUAAGGCGGGUGGCUAGUGUGGUUUGGGGAUAAUUGUGGAUAUAAAAGCUGUAGUUGAGUGGUGGCUGAUAGCUUACUUUUCCACAUGCCCAUUGUUUGUUAAAACUGUGUGUGUGUGUGUGUGUGUGUGUGGAGGGCAGGCAGCAGCAGAUGAGGCGCCACACUUCACUGUGGAAGGGGGGGGAAGCUCAGACUGAGUGCGAUUUUACUACGCUCGCUCGUUUAACCAGAGCCUUAUCCCACCGCAUUCUCAUUUGAAUAGACCUCCAAGAGUCUUUGCUCCGCACUUUUGGAUGGAGGGAAAUAGAUUUUGCAUGAUUUCACUUUCUUAUGCAAACAUGGGGAGGUGGAGGCCGUGGCACCGGGAUGUGUGGGGUGCUGGGUCGAGGAUGUGGGAGUGAAAUAAAACUUUGAACAGCAUUAAAUCACUUUUUUGCCUCUUCAUUAUAUCCUCUAGAACGGCACGGUCUUAAAUUACUUGUCCCGAUUCAGCAGUUCCCAAAUUUGUUUCUUAUUCCCCCCUAAUAUUUUAUGAUGUCGGACUGUAAAUUUUGGGCUGGCUAAAUUGAGAAGAUUGUAGUCUAACCGUUUUCUUUUUUUUAUUUUAUAUUUUUCUUACAUUUUUGGACAUAUUUAAUUGAUUGUUAAAACAGUAAGUCUGUCAGUCUGACUUUUAAUGGUUUUGUUCCCUAUAAAAUAUAAGGUUUUUUUUUUCCUCGAUAUCAGUGCAUGAGAAAGUUGCUUAUUAAUGGCCAUUAUAACCACUUAAAUUGAUGUAACGUGGAAAAUAAUUUACGUAAUCAGAUGAUUUGAUAUUGGUCUAGAUACUAGCGUUAAGCAUUGCAAUUUCUUAUUUAGAUUAGUUUAUAAACACAAUAGCUUUUUGCUCAGUCAUACUAAAGGCAGCCUUAAUUUCUAAACAGUAGAUUGCGUGCCCAAGAUUAAAUCAGUAAAUUAACUAGGCGUCUGUUGAAAAAGAAAUUUCGAAGCACAGCUAUAUAAAGGUCUAGUUAAUUAUAGAGAGGGAAAUGCAAUAAAUAGACUAGGCUCCCCUGUUCUCAUUCGAGGCGAGGCACUCUUUCAGACCUUUGCAUGUUGAAGUAAUCUUGAUUCAUUUGCCACAUCUGAAUUCAUUUUGCUGAGUAUGGCGACCAUCUGCCUUCACAAGUCAAAGCAAAGACUCCAGCUUUCAUCCAACAGAGGGGGCGAAAACAGAAGGAUUUGAAAUUUUAUGCUCGGAUGUAUUUAUUGGGGAAGUUAGUGCUGUCUGUGCUUCUGCUCUCGGGACGCCUUGAAACACUUCGCUUUCUCUAUGAGCAACAGUGCUGCGAGCCCCAUGGCAGCCAGCAGCACCUCAAUGGCAGCGAGAGGAUCCGGAAAACCCAUCAGCUUUAUCCCAGAGCUGCAGAGCAUGAUGUUUGCACUGGGGGAUUCUCGGAGACCCCUGCAUGAAACCGCUGCCCUCGUUGAAGACAUCGUGCACACGCAACUCAUCAAUAUGCUCCACCAGGCAGCCGAGGUGGCUCUCCUCCGAGGAGCCAGGGUCAUAUCGCCGGAGGAUAUCAUCUUCCUCAUGAGGAAAGACAAGAAAAAAUUGCGAAGACUCCUUAAGUACAUGCAGUUUCGAGAUUACAAAUCCAAACUGAUGAAAACCCUUGAUGAUGAAGAGCCACUGGACUCAGACAAAUUCUCCAGCAGCAGUGCCAACAAGAGGCAGAAGCUGGCGCUGGACUUCCUGGGCUCCAUCGACCAGACAGGGGAAUUCCUGACACUGCUAGAGGACGAGGAGGUGGAUGAAGUCAAGCAGGAGAGGAUGGAGAGACUUGAAAAACAGACAAGGAAUAUGGACUCGGCACAGUAUGCUGAUUUUUGUGAGAGCCGACAGCUCAGUUUUUCUAAGAAGCUCUCCAAAUUUCGUGAGUGGUUGGACUGCAGCAGUCUGGACCUGAAGCCCAACGGGGUCUCCAUGGAGAUCCUGUCAUAUCUGGCCUAUGAAACAGUUGCCCAGAUUGUCGAUCUUGCCCUGUUGGUCAAACAAGACAUGACCCCCAAAACAGGUGACCCGUUCAGCCAUGCCAUCUCAGCCACUUUUCUGCAGUACCACAGCUCCAGUGCUGAGGCCUCAUCUGCCAAAAGAGAGAUGGAUUCUCCAGAGAACACACCUCCUUCCACCCCAAGCUCGGGUCAUCAGGCCAAACUGCACUCCAUGAACCAGGGCAAUGGCACACUCUCUCAGGACUCGAGCAGCAAGAGCAAACAGCGCAAGAGGAAGAAGAGCGCAGCAGCGUGUGGCGCGGAGGCUCAGAGCAGUGCCAUCCAGCCCGGCCACAUCAGAGAGGCCAUCAGGCGCUACAGCCACAAGAUUGGCCCACUCUCCCCCUUCUCAGAGGCGGCCGCUUGUCUCUCACGUUUAGAUGACUGCCCAGGCCUUGGGAGCCAGCGAGAGGACACGGCACAUCUGAUCAAAGAUAAAGUCUCGCUUACUGAGGGUCAUCCAUCUCCGUUUUCCCCUCUCAGUCCUGGCACUGGUGCAGUCGUGUGGACUGGAAGAGAGGAGUGCAAACAGCCUCAUUCCUCACGCAAACAAGCACCAGAGAGCAGCAGAAAGAGUCGCUCUUUUAACUCCACUCUUCUUUUUUUUUUUUUUUUUUUUUUUUUUUUUAAAUUCCCACACAUCAAGAAAGCCAUGACUUUAGUUGUGAUCUGCGACUCCUCUCAUCAGCUUCGAGAACUUCUGUUUUCUGUUAUGUUGUGGGAUACAGUGAGUGUUUAACUAAGAACCUUCUCCUGACUGCUGAUUCAUUCUUUUUAGAAUGAUUUCUUUGCUGAGAAUAUCCAGCUCUCAGCAUGGAGGCAUCUAACACGCUGAGCAUUGUUUUUCUGUCAGUCAGUCAAUAAAUUAAAUAAUAUGUCAAAAACCAGGAAUAGUAACAUAUACCACAGCAUGAACCCAGGGGUGGCAAUUACGGCAGAGCCCUAUACGAUAAAUUAUGCUACAUGGAUAUCAUGGAUAUCCCGCUAUCUUUUUAUUAAUUUCUUUACUUUUUUAAUAAUCACAAACUGACAGGAAGCAGCUGAUAUAAUAAAAAAAAAAAGUGUAUAUCAUCUUUAAAAAAAAUGUCAUUUAUUUUGGAAAUGUUUAUACAUUUGUUUAUUAAUAAUUAACAAAUGUAUUAUUAUUUAUAAUAUUUUUGUUUAUAUCACAUAUCGUGUAUUGUAGAAAUUCCUGCCCGAAUCGUGAUAUGAUAUUUUUGUCAUAUCGCCUGAAAGACAUAGAAGACACCUGAAAUCUAGGCUUUUCUGCUGUUUCAGAUAGAACAAUAGUCAGACCAAACAUGAAUAAAAUUCACUCUGCAAAAAUGGCAGUUCACUGAAGGGGAAAGGACACAGAAUAUGAAAGAUAGGCAUUUUCUACUGGUAAUGGUUACUUUCAAUUCAUACCAACCUUAUCUAGAUGAACUUUGACCUGUGCAUUCACAAGCUUCAGACCUGUGAGCCAGUAUGAUCCAAGUGGGCGGGACUGUGGGAGGAGCUGCUAAUUAUUAUGUGCCAUCGCACCGAAGAUUUGUCUCGCCAUUUUCUUACUGUUACUUGCAUCUGAAAAAUAAAUCCACUGACAUACGCUAGACUGAACUUACAGUCAAGUGCAAAAGUUUGCACUCCCUUGUACCAAAUGACGACAGUAAAUAGACUAAAGACAGUUGGUCAAAUAUUGUUUAAGAUAUUAAUAGUGAAGCCGCUAAAAUAAUAUUUCUGAAUGUGAUAAAUGUGGCCUUUUGUUCCACUUGCCUGUGAGGACAUUUUCAGCUCUCCUGCUGUUUGAUUUGGAAGUAAUUUUUUUUCCUUCAUUUAUUUUUCAUUUAUUUACUCCCCCUAAAAAUAUGUUUUUAACCACUGAUAUUUUUAGCUUCUUUUUUAUUUUAUUUUUAUUUUUUUAUUUUUAUGUAAGAUCAGUAUUUUCUUAUUAGGUCUUGUCGCUGCUUUUUCAGAUUCUGUUGACUUCAUUUGGACAUAGUAAACAUGCUGACUGUUUUAAGUUAUCUAGUGCAUUUUAGCAGGCAUGCAAAGUUUGAGCUUCCCAGUAUACAAAAGUGUUCACAUAUGGACAUCAGAGUAUGUUUGAGAAGUUUUAAAGGCUUGGAUGAAGUGGACAUGAAGAGAUUUAUCCCUGUAGAAAAUUCCUGUGUACAAAUUCUCAGAACAUUUCUAUAUACAGUUUUCAACAUGUGUACAUUCUUCUCUAUUUUCCUGAGUGUUUUUAAACAGAUGCAUUAAUUUGCAACACGUAAAUCAAAUCUAAUACACCAUAUGUUGCAGAUAUGCAUGUGGUGACCAUUCUCUCUAGAAGCACAGGAUACAGGGUGUGUUCUGACUAAAGUCUUCCAGGCCUCGCACGUCCACCCAUUCCCACAUUUCUGAUCCGUACACCCAUGAUUUCAGCAGAGCUCAUAAUGUACAUGGACAAU